This is a messenger RNA of Phytophthora sojae, 2089 nucleotides long. RefSeq lists its product as hypothetical. Bases 851 to 2065 code for a protein of 404 amino acids. NCBI's taxonomy places the organism in Eukaryota, Oomycota, Peronosporomycetes, Peronosporales, Peronosporaceae. The transcript has a single exon. The record is from RefSeq and is a predicted model, not a curated record.
GAAUCAAUCCAUUGGCAACAGACGCAAGGUACUGUGUGAGCGCGUAGUUCUGGUGUGUGUAAGUUUACUGACAUUUGCGUGUAGGUCGAGGUCUUCGUGAAGGUUCUGGAUGCUCAGUGUACAGAUCGCGUUUUCAGUCGUUUGAAAGGAGGAUCAACCACGACGGACGAUCCGCUCAUGAUGAAGACGUUUGUUCACGUGGAGGAUCCAGAAACAUUUUGUUUGUGCAUGAGGUGGAAGCACGACGAUAAUGCGGAGCGUUGGAGAAGCUUUUGGGAUAUGACUCCUGCGGUCGAUUGAAUGGAAUAAUGUGGCUCCCGAGUUAAAUACUUCGAAGUAGUAUUUGAUUUCUUGACAUACUUUGAUCCUGAUAAAUAUAAAGUUAGUAAUAUACAAAGAUGGCGUACUCUCCUGAGCAAUACCAAGCUAGCAAGGAACGAAUCAAAGCAGCGCAGAAGCGCUACUACCAGCGCACACGCGAAGCCCGUUUAUCUUAUCAAAAAGACAACGAUGACAAGAAUAGAGACCAGAUUCGAGCUCGCACGUCUUUUCGAUAUGAGGGUAGUUUUAGAACCUCUAAACCGGUCAGAUCUAAUAGACGUUGAUUUGACGACGCCCACUUUAUAGCGAGAGCCACGUCUUUUGGACCUUAGGGCGUUUCGGGACCGCUCGUUCAAACCACAUUGAUAAACCAAUAGAACAUUACGCCGGCAGAUUUUACUAGUAGUUCGGACCAGCGCGACGUGGCGUCUCAUCAUUGGUUGAAAAUCUAUGUCACACACCUUCAUGUUCGCUUAAGUACGCCAGAAAUUCUCCCUCCUCAUUCCAGAAUCUGCCGGCUCGAGAAAAGAUGGUGAAGCUCGUCUGUGCGAUCGUUGGUGUGGCGGGAAGCGCUUUCCCUGUGGACAUCGACGCGAGUCAGCUGGUCGGAGACUUGAAGAAGGCGAUCAAGGCGGAGAAGACGAACGACUUCAAGGACAUCGACGCAGACAAGCUGCAGCUCUUCCUGGCGAAGACGGCGGACGGCGCGUGGCUGCCAGACGACGACCAAGCUGCGCUGGAUCUGGAGGACGGAAAGGUUCAUGAGGACAUUCAAGCGUUGAUCGAUGGCGAGAAGAUGAAGGCUACGUGGACAAUUGAGGACGUGUUGACAGCUAACAAUAUGACCAAACGGAAAGGGCGCGCUCCAAAGUCGAGACAAAUCCACGUGCUGGUGGUGGUUCCGGAGCAAGAACACGCACAAACUGGAUUGUGGCUUGUCACUGGAUCCGUUGAAAACGCGUUGAUCACGAAAGGAAUUCGCUGCAAACUGUACCGGAUGGCGACGUUACGCAUUGGAUACUACGAUCCUACGCGCUGCAUCGGCAACAAGAAUGUCGCGUUUUGGUAUGAAGACAAGAAAUUGUGUUUUCAUGUUUUAUUCGAGACAAGUACGUGCUUCUAUAUGCUGUCGCUGCAUCGUAAUACUGCUUCAUUGAGGGCUAACUCUGUUUCUUUUAUAGAAGAUGCUGCUUUGCUGUUCGAAACUGACUUAAGGACUGGGCCACAAACGCUGGGCUCUCCGUUAACUAACCAGGUUGUUGAGACGCGUGUUGCACCAGCUAACGCUGUGUCUACUGAUCUCCAGCGCGUCUUCUACUGCGACUACGUUCCAGACGAUUCGGAAUCUCCUCAAAACACAGUUUCAUCGAUAUCGUUGACUACAAGCGUUUCGAAUCUGGACCCAUCGACUGACGAGUUUCGUUUUCAGCGGAUUGAGGACGAGAAGUUCUUCCUACCGUACGGCAAGGCAGAAAGCUGCCAUUUGGUGUCGAGAAAGCAAAGCAGAGACCACAAACGGGAAUUCGCCAAGUACGAUCGCGACUCAAACAACAGGCUUGCGCUUUCUCGCGAAAUGCAUGGUUGGUUCGACGGUAUGAGCAUUGAGGUUCCCAUCGUCAACAUGCUACCCGGAUCUGUUGAAGAGAAUCAAUCCAUUGGCAACAGACGCAAGGUACUGUGUGAGCGCGUAGUUCUGGUGUGUGUAAGUUUACUGACAUUUGCGUGUAGGUCGAGGUCUUCGUGAAGGUUCUGGAUGCUCAGUGCACAG